Nerophis ophidion (straightnose pipefish) is the source of this 3573-nucleotide messenger RNA. Its product is annotated as cytochrome b-like. Lineage: Eukaryota; Metazoa; Chordata; Actinopteri; Syngnathiformes; Syngnathidae. The transcript has a single exon. The record is from RefSeq and is a predicted model, not a curated record. Gene Ontology annotation, molecular function: electron transfer activity. Gene Ontology annotation, cellular component: membrane. Gene Ontology annotation, biological process: mitochondrial electron transport, ubiquinol to cytochrome c.
AGUUAUGCACCCUACCCCCCUAAUUUUAACAUCCGCCCUUCUUAUCAUUUUUGCUCUUCUUACUUACCCAGUUUUAACCACCUUUUCCCCUAACCCUUUACCACAAAGCUGGUCAUCAACACAUGUUAAAUCUGCAGUUAAGAUAUCAUUUUUUACUAGCCUCAUCCCCCUUAUUAUUUUUCUGAAUGAUGGGAGUGAAGCUAUUAUCACCUCAUUCACAUGAAUAAGCUUGUCAACAUUUGACAUUACUCUUAGCUUCAAAUUUGAUAUAUACUCAAUUAUUUUCACCCCCGUUGCUCUUUACGUCACCUGAUCAAUCUUGGAAUUUGCCUUUUGAUAUAUACACUCGGACCCUGCUAUAAAUCGAUUCUUUAAAUACCUCCUUAUCUUCCUAAUUGCAAUAAUUAUCUUAGUAACAGCUAACAAUAUAUUCCAAUUAUUUAUUGGCUGAGAAGGGGUAGGCAUCAUAUCUUUCCUGCUUAUCGGCUGAUGGUAUGGGCGAGCGGAUGCAAAUACAGCAGCAUUGCAAGCAGUACUUUAUAAUCGUAUUGGUGACGCAGGCUUGAUCCUUGCCAUGGCUUGAAUAGCAAUAAACCUUAACUCGUGGGAUAUUCAUCAAAUUAUCUCACUCUCUAAAGACAUAGACCUCUCUCUCCCGCUUGUUGGUCUUAUUUUGGCCGCUAUGGGUAAAUCCGCUCAAUUCAGUCUUCACCCUUGAUUACCUUCUGCAAUAGAAGGCCCUACCCCAGUUUCCGCUUUACUCCACUCAAGCACUAUGGUUGUAGCAGGUAUUUUUUUAAUAAUCCGCAUAACCCCUUUAAUGCAAAAUAACCCAGCAGCUAUAACACUUUGCCUAUGUCUUGGUGCAUUAACAACCCUCUUUACAGCAAUCUGCGCCCUGACACAAAAUGAUAUUAAGAAGAUCAUUGCAUUUUCUACAUCAAGCCAGCUUGGCCUUAUAAUAGUAACUAUUGGACUCAACCAACCACAUCUCGCUUUUCUACACAUUUGCACACAUGCCUUCUUUAAAGCUAUAUUAUUCCUUUGCUCAGGCUCCAUUAUCCAUGCUCUAAAUGAUGAGCAGGAUAUCCGUAAAAUAGGGGGUAUACACCGCUUAGUCCCUUUCACUUCAUCCUCAAUAGCAUUAGGAAGUUUAGCAUUAACGGGGAUACCUUUCCUAUCAGGUUUCUUUUCGAAAGACCCAAUCAUUGAAGCCUUAAAUAACUCAUACCUGAACGCCUGAGCCCUCCUCAUUACACUUUUUGCUACUUCACUUACAGCCGUAUACAGCCUUCGUAUUAUCUUUUUUGUAUGCAUAGGAAACCCUCGAUUCAACGCGCUAUCGCCUAUCAAUGAAAAUAACCCUUCGGUUAUUAACCCUAUUUUACGCUUAGCAUUAGGAAGUGUUGUAGCCGGCUUACUUAUUUACACAAAUAUACCAGUUUCAAAAACCCCUGUGAUAACUAUACCUAUAUUUAGUAAGGUGGCAGCCAUUCUUGUUACUAUUACAGGCCUUCUGGUAGCAUUAGACCUUGCUUCGAUAACCCAUAAACAAACCAUUAUACCCCGGUACAUGCCCCCCUAUCGCUUCUCUAACUCAUUAGCCUUUUUCCCGAUUAUUAAUCAUCGGAUUUUUCCUACAAAAGUGUAUGGUUUUGGACAAAAAAUUGCCACCCGAACAAUAGACCUAGUUUGGCUAGAGAAAUAUGGACCUAAAGCCGUAGUGUCUGUUAACACCACUUUAGCCCCUGUGGUUAGUAACGCACAAAAGGGCUCAAUUAAAACCUAUAUAAUAUCGUUAUUACUAACCCUAUUUUUAACUGUAUUGAUUUUUAACCUUUAAAUAGCACGUAAAGAUCCUCGCUCAAACCCACGUGUUAACUCUAAAACAACAAACAAUGUAAGCAAUAGGGCUCAAGCACUAAUAAUUAGUAUUCAACGACCUGAUAAAUACAUUAUACCUACUCCACACGUAUCCUGGCGUAAUAACCCUAAACUUCCUAUUUCUUCCAAAGGUAUAAUAAGCACCUCGAACCACCCACUUCAACAAUAGCCGAAAGAAACUACUACUAUUAAUAAGUAAAGUACUAUGCGGCUAAAUACAGGUCAACUACCCCAGCCUUCAGGGUACUGUUCAGCAGCCAAAGCUGCUGAAUAAGCAAAAACAACUAAUAUCCCACCUAAGUAAAUUAGAAAUAAAACAAGCGAUAAGAAAGAACCCCCGAAGUACGCCACUAACCCACAACCUGCCCCAGCAGCAAAUACUACACCUAGGGCAGCGAAAUAUGGAGAGGGAUUUGAAGCUACGGCAGCAAACCCCAAAAUCAAACUAAUUAAUAAAACUAUUAAAACAUAUGUCAUUGUUUAUACUCGGAUUUUAACCAAAACCAGUGGCUUGAAAAACCACCGUUGUAAUUCAACUAUAUAAACUAAUGGCCAACCUACGCAAAACUCACCCCCUGUUAAAAAUCGCCAAUGAUGCUCUGGUAGAUCUACCCACCCCCUCAAAUAUCUCCCUUUGAUGAAACUUCGGCUCCCUUUUAGGACUUUGCCUGAUCUCUCAGAUUGUAACUGGCCUCUUCUUGGCAAUACACUACACCUCUGAUAUUGCUACCGCUUUUUCAUCAGUCACCCAUAUCUGCCGAGAUGUUAACUAUGGCUGACUAAUUCGCAAUAUACAUGCUAAUGGUGCCUCAUUCUUUUUCAUUUGUAUUUACCUCCACAUUGCUCGAGGGUUAUAUUACGGGUCCUACCUUUACAAAGAGACCUGAAAUAUUGGUGUAAUACUUCUAGUUCUUGUAAUAGCAACAGCUUUCGUAGGUUAUGUUUUACCUUGAGGACAAAUAUCGUUUUGAGGUGCUACCGUUAUCACUAACCUUUUGUCUGCUGUGCCUUAUGUAGGCACUGAUUUAGUACAGUGGAUUUGAGGGGGUUUCUCUGUGGAUAACGCUACUUUGAACCGAUUUUUUACAUUUCACUUCCUACUCCCAUUUAUAGUAUUAGCUGCCACCCUUGUUCACCUUCUAUUUUUACAUGAAACAGGUUCUAAUAACCCCGCGGGAUUGAACUCAGAUGUAGACAAGAUCUCCUUCCACCCGUACUUUUCCUUCAAAGAUCUUUUAGGGUUCGCAGCACUGAUGUUAUCACUCGUUGCCUUGGCUUUAUUUUUACCCUAUUUACUAGGAGAUCCUGAUAAUUUCACACCCGCCAACCCUUUAGUUACCCCUACUCAUAUUAAACCAGAGUGAUACUUUUUAUUCGCAUACGCCAUCCUUCGAUCCAUCCCUAAUAAGUUAGGAGGUGUGUUAGCCUUACUAUCAGCUAUCCUGGUAUUAGCACUUGUCCCCUUCCUACACACCUCUAAACACCGAGGGUUGACAUUCCGCCCACUCACACAAGCUCUGUUUUGAUUACUAGUUGCCGAUGUUAUAAUCUUAACAUGAAUUGGAGGAAUACCUGCUGAACCUCCUUACAUUAUCGUUGGGCAGCUGGCCUCAAUCGCUUAUUUUUCGAUCUUCCUAGUACUAAUGCCCUCAGCAGGGUAUAUUGAAAACAGCAUACUCGAAUGAGAAU